Molecule: messenger RNA, 982 nt
Organism: Macaca mulatta (Rhesus monkey)
Lineage: Eukaryota; Metazoa; Chordata; Mammalia; Primates; Cercopithecidae
Source: RefSeq, a predicted model, not a curated record
UUGUGCAAUCUUCCUGCCUGGUAGUUCCGCCAAAAACAAAACAGUCAAAGCGCAAACCUGGAACGGGCGCGCAGGCACCAAGUUUGCCAAACGCCACAGAGUUUUCCGUCUGCAGAAAUGACCCAAAAGAAGGGGGGCGCCGCUCCCCGUGAUCCCCCAAUCGGCUUCUGGAGCCAGAGGCUCCUCCUCGCCCCUCGGCGGGAGAAAGCCCGCGGCCGGCUGCUGCUGCCCGCUUCCCUCCUCCGAGGAAAAACGACUCCACAACUUUGUGCGCGAGAGCGCCUCGCUCCUCCGGCUCCUCCUCCUCCUCCUCCCCGCUGCGGGCCUGCCCCUUUGUUGCAGCCCAGCGCAGGCGGAGGAGUAGGGAGGGUGGGGCGCAGGACCGCUGGAUCGCUCGUUGCCGCCCCAACUCCCCGGGAACAGGCUCGCCUCCGGGCAGCCGGGUGUCCGCUCUCCCCAGGAGAAGGGAGCAGAUCAGCGCCAGCCCUCCGGCCCGCGCCUUUGCAGCGCUCCGGCUCCCCUUUGGCUCUCUCGCCCGGCCGCCGCCGGCCCAGCAACUUUGUUCCAGGAGAUCAGCCCCACUACGCUCCAGGGUCAGCGUCCGCCGGGCCUCGGCAGUGACCGCGGUCACCGUGUCGGGAACUUGGCGCCCCAAGUCACCUGACCGCGCGCCCCGUCAAUCAGCGCAGGCCCUGCGCACCCUCCCAGCCCGCAGCAGCCGGGCUCGGCGCUUGGCUGGCCUGGGGCGCGCGCUCCAGUGUGAACCGUGCGUGCCGGGAGCCGGGAGUCCGGAGACCUAAGCCCGAAUGGAUGCCUCGAGCAGACACAAUUCCCCUUAUUCAGAUUAUCUGAAAAUGGAGAGAUGGAUGAAUUUGUCUCUCAUGCAACACAUUGUAGCAGAUGGAUGAAGAACUUGAAAGAACCCAGGACACAGCAAUAAGCACCAUAUUCAUAUUUAGAGCAGCAAUGCUGCUCCAUUAAA